Protopolystoma xenopodis is the source of this 438-nucleotide messenger RNA. The record is from the annotation of a GenBank genome assembly. NCBI's taxonomy places the organism in Eukaryota, Metazoa, Platyhelminthes, Monogenea, Polystomatidea, Polystomatidae.
AUGACCUCAGACAUUUGCCCCAUCAGCAGCCUCGUGGGCUCAUGCAAACCAUUCAGCUGUCAGACCGGCCGAGCAGAAAAGCCUCCAGUCUUCCUGAUUGAGAAGACUGUCUCUGUCGUCCCUCAGGCGCUGGCUGUGUGGCUGGGCUACCUACCAGCACUUGUUUACAUGCCCAUACGCAUACGCACAAGAAGAGUCAUGAUAGAAGAGAUGCUGGCAUGUCUGGCAGGAGUGAAGAGGACAAAAGAAACCCCUGACAAUACAUUCCUUCCAGGCCCCCCAAUCCACCGUCUCAAUCACACACGCACACGUUUUGUCGAUAAGGCUGGACGUGGCUGUCGGCCACGCAUGAAUGGAGCACAUGCCGGCGAGGGUUCUUCAGACCCGGUAGGUAAUUUCCUGUAUUUGCCGUCACUCUCCAAACGAAUGCUCAUUUGA